AUGAGUGAUUCAUUCCGAGAAGCAGUAUUUGUCAUUGGAGAAAUAAAUGGAGAAAUUGAUUUUUCAAAGCCUCCAACUUCUGGUGAAGAUUACAUUAAACGUGUCGUGGUUGAAGCUCAACAGUGCGAUGACAUUGUUGUAGCUAAUAUUGACAGUAAAAAGUUAAAGAGUCCUGACGUUCCUACCGAAACUUUGGCAGGGUGUGUCGAAGCUCCAGCAACGUUAUCUCCAACAUUGGAGUGGCAGAAUUGUCAAGUAGCUAAUUUUUCAGAGCUGAGACUUUACGUAGCCAAACUUGAAAUUGAAAGGAAAAACUGUAGGGAUAAAAACAAGUCAGAAGUACUUCCGAAUAAAGAAAAUCAGAAAGGUUGGAUUAAUUUUUGUCUCGGAUCUGAUGAUGAGCAAGUUCAUUUUCCAACUUUAGACACCAUUUUUUGCAUAAAAGAUCACAUUCAACUGGUUGAUCAACUACUCGAGUAUCUUGUUGAAGAGGUUGAGAGUCAAGGCUUAACUACUCAGUUAGGACGUUGGAUUUAUGCUUUGCUAAGUGUAGUUGAUCUUCCUUUAGAUCCUGAUGUCUGUUCGUGUUUGAGAAAACUAGCACGAGCUUGUUCACGCGCCAGAGCUAAUUUAACUUGUAGCAAUGAUGCAGAGGUAUCAACUAUGAAUCUUUUCAUCUGUCUCGUAGCAAGAUAUUUCAGACAAUUAGAUUUAGCUGAUCCUUAA
Messenger RNA from Cotesia congregata, 726 nucleotides. The record is from the annotation of a GenBank genome assembly. NCBI's taxonomy places the organism in Eukaryota, Metazoa, Arthropoda, Insecta, Hymenoptera, Braconidae.